Molecule: messenger RNA, 1064 nt
Organism: Cicer arietinum (chickpea)
Lineage: Eukaryota; Viridiplantae; Streptophyta; Magnoliopsida; Fabales; Fabaceae
Product: polyadenylate-binding protein 2
Molecular function (GO): poly(A) binding
Source: RefSeq, a predicted model, not a curated record
AAAAUGUUUCCAUUACCCUAAUUCCCAUCGCAAUAGCAUCUAUUCGCGUAGAAUCGAAAAUGGAUGAGGAAGAGCACGAGGUUUACGGAGGAGAGAUUCCAGACGUGGGAGAGAUGGAAGGAGACAUCGACAUGUCCACCGCCGACGACGAAGCCGCUGGUGUGAAACAGCUCGGCGAUAUGGACCUCGACGAGAUGAGGCGACGAUUGAAAGAAAUGGAAGACGAAGCUGCUGCCCUUCGCGAGAUGCAUGCUAAAGUCGAGAAGGAAAUUGGCUCCGUUCAAGAUCCUGCUGCUGUAGCUGCUUCUCAGGCAAACAAGGAGGAGACAGAUGCUCGCUCUGUUUUUGUUGGCAAUGUUGAUUAUGCAUGCACACCAGAGGAAGUGCAGCAACACUUUCAGUCAUGUGGUACAGUCAACAGGGUCACAAUCCUGACAGACAAGUUUGGUCAGCCUAAAGGUUUUGCUUAUGUGGAAUUUGUUGAAACUGAAGCUGUUCAAGAGGCUCUCCUGUUAACCGAAUCUGAAUUGCAUGGCCGUCAAUUGAAAGUUCUGCCUAAGAGGACCAAUGUUCCUGGAAUGAAACAAUAUCGUCCUAGGCGAUUCAAUCCUUACAUGGCUUAUGGCUUCAGGAGGCCUUAUCCUCCUCCUUACAUGUACUCCCCUUAUGGAUAUGGGAAGGCUCCUAGGUAUAGAAGGGCAACUCGUUACAUGCCAUACUAUUAGGUGUGCAUAUGGAAUGGUCUUCCAGAUUUGAUGAUCAAGUACAUUUAGCUAUACUAGCCUUCGUCAGCAUUAUACUGUGAUCAAGUACAUUUAUUGGUCUUGUAUGAUUCUUGCUCAGUUUCUUGAAGAUAUAGUUUUUGCCUUUGAAUUUUAUGUCAGUGACUAUAUACUACAGCAAGGUCAGUUUGUAGUUUAUACUUGACCAACGUUAUAUGCUGUGCAGUGUGCAGUAAACACAUCCCGCCUCUUCAACUGUCCAGUGAUACCAAAAUUCGAUUAUAUGACUGUUGAUGAAAUUUAUAUCAUCAUAUCAGAAAUAAAAUGGAGUAUUUUGGGUUA